UCAGUCUGUCAGGUCAUGGCGGAGCGCGGACGCGGGGACGCGCAGAGACGCGGGGAUCUGCCGGUGUACGUGGACCCGCUGCCGCGACAGAAACACGGAGGGUUGUUCGCGAACGUAGAAGGAGCCUAUGAGAGCAAGUCCAUCGAUUUCGACGCUCUUACCGUCGGUCAGCGGAGCUCCAGGAGCCCAAGAGCCACAAACAGAGAAGAGCCUAAACCUUCCAAACACGACACGAACUCUCCACCUGCGCACAGUCAACGAGAACACACGAACGCGCUUGAGAAGAAACAUCCACAACACCGCGAGAAGAGUGAGAGGCUCCUGAUUAAAGGCGGUCGGAUUGUGAACGAUGACCAGUCCUUCUAUGCAGACAUCUAUAUGGAGGAUGGAGUCAUCAAGCAAAUUGGAGACAACCUGAUAGUCCCAGGAGGGGUGAAGACCAUUGAUGCCGAUGGGAAGAUGGUGAUUCCUGGAGGGAUUGACAUCCACACGCACCUUCAGAUGCCCUUCAGGGGCAUGAGCACUGUGGAUGACUUCUCUCAGGGCACCAAAGCUGCUCUUGCCGGAGGAACAACCAUGAUCGUGGAUCAUGUGAUCCCGGAGCCGGGCUCUAGUCUGCUGGAGGCCUUCGAGCGCUGGAGGGAGUGGGCUGAUGAGAAAGCCUGCUGUGAUUACUCUCUGCAUGUGGACAUCACCCACUGGAACGACAGCGUCAAACAAGAGGCCCUGAGUCUCAUUAAGGAGAAAGGAGUGAACUCUUUCCAGGUCUAUAUGGCUUUUAAAGACCUCUAUCAAUUGAGCAACAGUGAGAUUUAUGAGAUCUUCACCUUCCUUGGAGAGCAUGGAGGAAUUGCACAGGUCCAUGCAGAAAAUGGAGAAAUAAUUGCUGAGGAGCAGGCUCGUAUGCUGGAGAUGGGCAUCACAGGACCAGAGGGACAUGUUCUCAGCCGUCCAGAGGAGCUGGAGGCUGAAGCAGUGUUUCGAGCUGUCACUAUUGCCAGUCAAACCAACUGUCCGCUCUAUGUGACCCGCGUGAUGAGCAAGAGUGCUGCGGACAUCAUCUCACAGGCCAGGAAAAAAGGUAACGUGGUGUUUGGUGAGCCGAUCACAGCCAGUUUGGGAACCGAUGGGACUCAUUAUUGGAGCAAGAACUGGGCAAAGGCAGCGUCUUUUGUGACCUCACCACCCCUCAGUCCUGACCCAACCACACCAGACUAUCUGAGCACCCUGUUGGCCAGUGGUGAUCUGUCGGUGGUGGGCAGCGCUCACUGCACAUUCUCUGUGGCUCAGAAGGCCAUAGGGAAAGACGACUUCACUCAGAUUCCUGAAGGAGUCAACGGAGUAGAGGAGAGGAUGUCCGUCAUCUGGGACAAGGCUGUGGUCACUGGUAAAAUGGACGAGAACAUGUUUGUGGCUGUGACAAGCACCAAUGCUGCCAAGAUCCUCAACCUUUAUCCACGCAAGGGUCGGAUAGCCGUGGGGUCCGACAGCGAUCUGGUUAUCUGGGACACAGACGCCAUCCGGACAGUCACUGCUAAAACACAUCAUUCUGCAGCGGAGUAUAAUGUGUUCGAGGGCAUGGAGCUGAGAGGUGCACCUCUGCUGGUCAUCUGUCAGGGGAAGAUUGUUCUGGAGGACGGGAACCUGCACGCGACCGCUGGCACUGGACGCUUCAUUCCCUGCUCCCCGUUUCCGGACUUUGCUUACAAGCGCAUCAAUGCCAGGAAACAGCUGGCCAUUCUGAAGGCGGUCCCCCGAGGCAUGUACGACGGCCCCGUCUCUGAAUUCUCACCCAUGUCGAGGGGCGGCACGCCAUCUGCCUCCACCCGUAACUCACCCACCAAAGCCCCGGUGAGGAACCUCCAUCAGUCUGGCUUCACACUGUCAGGUCCUGAGGAAGCCCCCGUCAGACCGGCUGGAAGACGCACCUUUAUGCCCCCCGGGGGCCGCUCCAAUAUCACCUCCCUCAGUUAAACAUAAAGAGCAUGCAAGCGAGAGGCCAGGAUCAAAUCAGAAGUGUAGAAGUAAGGUGAUUAGUCAGGAAAAGAAAGAAAAGAAGCGUAAAA
Messenger RNA from Carassius carassius (crucian carp), 2066 nucleotides. Its product is annotated as dihydropyrimidinase-related protein 3-like. Gene Ontology annotation, molecular function: hydrolase activity, acting on carbon-nitrogen (but not peptide) bonds, in cyclic amides. The coding region runs from base 16 to 1974 and encodes 652 amino acids. The transcript is spliced from 14 exons. Gene Ontology annotation, cellular component: cytosol; cytoplasm. The record is from RefSeq and is a predicted model, not a curated record. NCBI's taxonomy places the organism in Eukaryota, Metazoa, Chordata, Actinopteri, Cypriniformes, Cyprinidae. Gene Ontology annotation, biological process: actin crosslink formation.